UCUUGUUCAAGUAGCUAAGCGUUUGAAUUUGAUCGAAGACUACCUUAAUUUCGCUACUGUCUGCAAAUCUUGGCGAAGUGUGGCCACUAAGGACAACUUUAACAGUGACCUGCCUAGGGUACCAUGGCUUAUGUUAGCCGAGGAAGAAGGCAAUGAUGACAGUGCCUGUCGAAAAUUCUUCAGUCUUUAUAAUGGUAUGAUUUUGAAGAAGAACAUUCCGAAAGCUAACGAAAAAAGGUGUAUGGAAUGCAUGGGAUGGCUUAUUGCAGUGGGAAAAGACCAGGGGGAAAUUUGUCUGCUACAUCCCUUCUCCGGUGUCCAGAUUGAGUUGCCACAUCCAAAUAUCACCAAAGGUUAUCUUUGCCAAUAGACUCAGGAUCCAUGGACCUUUUUUCACAAGGCAGUUUUGUCGGCUAGUCCUUCUAAAACAUCAGACUACGUUCUCAUGGUCAUUGAGGCAAAUAAUAAGUACCUCAGUUAUUGGAGGCCAGGUCAUUUGAGAUGGACUCGGAUUAAAGAAGAAGCGUCUCUUCUUCGUGAUGUAGUCUACUUUAAUGGCAAAUUUUAUGCCAUUCGUUGGCUAGGCGACAUGCUAGUUUGUGAUUUUACUGGUGGUGACCCAACUGAGGCUCAGAAAGUAGCUCAGUUGCCUCGACAUCAGGUUGGAGAUGAACAGUACAUUGUAGAAUCACUAGGAUCGUUAUUUGUAGUUGCGCGACAUGGUUGUCUCGUUAAAUCCAGGAUUCCACUGACACCUGAUGAUGAAGUUUGUGAUGAUGAGGUUGAUGAGAAGCUAACUUUUGAGACAAGAUAUUUUCGGGUUUACAAGGUCGAUUUAGCUGCUGGAAAAUUGACAGAAACCAAAGAAUUAGGAGACAGAGCUAUCUUUUUGGGUGCUAAUGCAUCUCUAUCAGUCCAAGCUUCUCAAUUUCCUGGAGUUAAGCCAAAUCACAUUUAUUUCACGGAUGAUAAUUAUGUUAUGUACUGCUCAUAUUUAGAAGGAGGCAGCUUGGACAUGGGUGUUUUCAACAUAGCAGAUGACACCAUCGUGCCUCACUAUGAAGGUGUUUCGCUCAGUCGUUAUACUCCACCAACUUGGGUCACACCGACUCUCUAUUAAUUUAUUUUGAAGUCAAGUUUGUUUAGUCUUUUGGCUUACUUAUUUUGAUUUUGGUCCUUAUGUCUGUUUUAGAAGGGAGCUGUAGGCUCAGUUUCCAUUUAGAUUUCUCUAUUUUGUUUUGGGAGGCAGGCUAGCAUUGUAAACUUAUCUUUAUAUCUGCAACUCUUAUUUUCCUUGCUUUAAUUGCUAAUUCUGAGUUGAUUUCUAG
Messenger RNA from Lycium ferocissimum, 1328 nucleotides. RefSeq names its product putative F-box protein At1g65770. The record is from RefSeq and is a predicted model, not a curated record. The transcript has a single exon. Bases 446 to 1120 code for a protein of 224 amino acids. Lineage: Eukaryota; Viridiplantae; Streptophyta; Magnoliopsida; Solanales; Solanaceae.